GGUUUCGCCGACGACCUUGGUCCGGUCAAUUGGUACCGGAAUGAUUGUGGAGUCUUCAAUCUUGUCGAUGGGAAAGUCGAAUGUUUUGCUCGUCGGGAUCGUCACAACCAGAACUACUUUUGGUUCUUCCCUAUGCCCUGGAAUAUCUGUGAGCAUACUAAAAAUCAAGCGACGAAUGCCGAGAAUUGGAAGCGGUUGCUGCUUCAAACUAGUGCUAACAAUACCAGCAGAGGAAAGACUCAGAGUAGUACUAGAACUAUCAGCACAAGUAACAGCAAUAAUAUUAACAGCGCCAGUAGUACCAAUAAUCGUACUAGUAAUGCACCGGCCAUGAUCAGGGCAAAAGAACCAGUAAAGAAGACGAACAAGAAGGUCCAACAACAAAGGCAUAAUAAUAAUAGCAAAGUCGGCAGCAACAGAUUUGAAGCUUUGUUACUGGAUGAGGAUGCCGACGACUGAGAGGGCUUGCAUGUUGGAAUCGAGCAGCGAG
Messenger RNA from Linum tenue, 490 nucleotides. The record is from the annotation of a GenBank genome assembly. NCBI's taxonomy places the organism in Eukaryota, Viridiplantae, Streptophyta, Magnoliopsida, Malpighiales, Linaceae.